AUGGUCAAGUCAUAUCUCAAAUACGAGCACGCCAAAUCCUUCGGUGUCGUCGCCUCGGCCACCUCGAACCUUGUCUGGCAAUCCAAGGAGCGCAAUGGAGCUGGCUCAGGACAAGCCGUCGUUGCAGCCAACGAAGAAGUUCUAUGCUGGGAUAUAAAAAAAGGCGAACUCCUUAGCCGAUGGAGAGAUGAUCGAUGCAAGGCCCCGGUUACAGCCAUUGCGCAGAGCAAGGCGGACCCGGAUUUCUUCGCCGUCGGGUACGAAGAUGGCAGCAUUCGCCUGUGGGAUAGCAAGAUUGCCACUGUUCUCGUCAAUUUCAACGGACACAAGUCUGCCGUAACUGUUCUCGCCUUUGACAAGGCUGGAGUGCGUCUAGCCUCAGGCUCAAAGGACACCGACAUUAUCGUCUGGGACUUGGUCGCCGAGGUUGGCCAGUACAAGCUGCGUGGUCACAAGGACCAGGUGACCGGCCUGUCGUUUGUGGAACCCGAACCCAGGGUUGACGGCGAGGAUGGUGAGCAGGCAGUGGUGGGUGGUGAGGUGAUCAACGACGGCUUCCUUCUCACGACGGGCAAGGAUUCGCUGCUCAAGCUCUGGGAUCUUUCCUCAAAACAUUGCAUCGAGACACACAUAUCACAGACCAAUGGCGAAUGCUGGGCUCUUGGCGUGACCCCCGACCUAGGCGGCUGCAUCACCGCAGGAAACGACGGAGAAAUGAAGGUGUGGGCUCUGGAUGCCGACCGGCUUGCAUCGAGCACGCAUCAGGUCGAGGUUGCUACCAGGCACUUCCUCGUGGGCCGAGGAACACUACACCGUCAAGGAAAAGAUCGUGCGACAGAGGUUAUUUUCCAUCCCCGUCGCGACUACUUUCUCGUUCACGGACCUGAAAAGGCCGUGGAGAUAUGGAGAAUCAAGACGGACACAGAAAUCAAGAAGACCUUGGCACGCAAGAGGAGACGCAGACGUGAGAAGCAAAAGCAGGAGAAGCAACAGGACGUCGAGAUGGCCGAGGAAGAUGACGUUGACGAUAUAUCCAAGGCGGAUAUCAGCGAUACCAUGGCGCUCUACGUGACAGUGCGCACAGGCGGGAAGGCUCGUUCCGCCGCCUGGGCGCAGCUGGGUGGCCACAAGGAUCUGCACCUUGUCGUCGGUACCACCAACAACCAGGUGGAAUACUACAACGUGCCAACAAAAGAGAAGAUCGACCGCAAAAGCAAGGAAGACGUGCCUGAUUACAGCAGGGCACUCUCGGUGGAGAUUCCUGGUCACCGAACAGACAUCAGGGCCAUGUCACUGAGCUCUGACGACAGGAUGCUUGCGUCGGCUUCUAACGGCACGCUCAAGAUCUGGAACAUCAAGACUCAAAACUGCAUCAGAACGUUUGACUGCGGAUAUUCGCUCUGCUGUGCAUUCCUUCCGGGCGACAAAGUGGUCGUGGUUGGCACUAAGAGCGGAGAGCUGCAGCUCUUUGAUGUUGCGUCGGCUACUCUUCUUGAUAAUAUCGAGGCUCACGAGGGCGCUAUCUGGUCUCUAGGUAUCCACCCUGAUGGCCGCUCAAUGGUUUCAGGAAGUGCCGACAAAACUGCAAAGUUCUGGAAUUUCAAGGUUGUGCAGGAAGAGGUUCUGGGAACUAAGAGGACGACACCCAAGCUGAAGCUCGUGCAGUCGAAAAUCCUUAAAGUUUCCGACGACAUUUUAAGUCUCAGGUUCUCGCCAGACUCCAGGCUCCUUGCCGUGGCACUCCUGGACAACACUGUCAAGGUUUUCUUUGUCGAUACCCUCAAACUCUUCCUCAACCUGUACGGGCACAAGCUGCCAGUGCUGAGCAUGGACAUAUCGUUUGACAGCAAACUGAUUGUGACGAGCUCGGCUGACAAGAACAUCAGAAUCUGGGGUCUCGACUUCGGAGAUUGCCACAAGGCUCUGUUCGGUCACCAGGACAGUAUCCUGCAGGUUGGCUUUGUGCCGCACAACUCUGAGGGCAAUGGUCACCACUUUUUCAGCAGCAGUAAGGAUCGCACCAUCCGCUACUGGGACGCAGAUAAGUUCGAACAGAUCCAGAGGCUCGACGGGCACCACGGUGAGGUAUGGUCCAUCGUCAUCAGUCGCAUCGGCAACUUCUUGGUCAGUGCGGGCCACGACAGGAGCAUCCGCGUAUGGGAGGAGAGCGACGAGCAAAUAUUCCUCGAGGAAGAACGGGAAAAGGAGAUCGAGGAGCUGUAUGAGAGCACAUUGACGACGUCUCUUGAGAAGGAUGAUGGAGCUGGCGACGACAAUGAAGAGAUUGGUGCUGCGGGCAAACAGACGACGGAGACGCUCAUGGCGGGCGAGCGCAUAACCGAAGCGCUGGAGCUGGGCAUGUCGGAUCUGGCCUUGAUGAAGGAGUACAAGGAGGCCAAGGCCACUAUGACCAAUGCCCCUUAUCCGCAGAGGAACCCCGUGUUCCUGGCGCUCGGCAACAUCAGCGCCGAGGAGCACGUCCUCUCAGUCCUGCAACGCAUCAAGGCGUCAUCCCUGCACGACGCCCUCCUCGUCCUACCUUUCGCCACGGUACCCAUGCUCUUCACAUUCCUCAACAUCUUCGCCAUGCGUUCCAUGAACAUGCCCCUCACCUGCCGUAUCCUGUUCUUCAUGCUCAAGACCCACCAUAGGCAAAUUGUGGCCAGCCGCACCAUGAAGGCCAUGCUCGACGGCAUCAGGCUCAACCUCCGUGCCGCCCUCAAGCGCCAGAAGGACGAGAUGGGUGUCAACAUAGCAGCUCUCAAGGUUGUCGGCUCGCAGAUUAAGGACAACAACGUCAAGGAUUAUGUAGAUGAGAACUGGGAGGAGCAGAAUGUCGACAAGAUCACCAAGAAGCGUGCCUUUGUCCAUGUUGCUUAA
Geosmithia morbida is the source of this 2880-nucleotide messenger RNA. RefSeq names its product U3 small nucleolar RNA-associated protein 12. The record is from RefSeq and is a predicted model, not a curated record. The coding region runs from base 1 to 2880 and encodes 959 amino acids. Gene Ontology annotation, biological process: maturation of SSU-rRNA. Lineage: Eukaryota; Fungi; Ascomycota; Sordariomycetes; Hypocreales; Bionectriaceae. Gene Ontology annotation, cellular component: small-subunit processome; Pwp2p-containing subcomplex of 90S preribosome. The transcript is spliced from 2 exons. Gene Ontology annotation, molecular function: protein binding; snoRNA binding.